AACACAUUGUUCCUUCACGGGUUCCGUAGUUGUCAGCAGUACCUGUACUCUGAAAGCAUGCAGAGGCUAGUUAAUGUGUUUUUGGACACGCCAAAACGAUUAUAAAACAAUGUAUAUCCAUCGCGAAUUGACAUUAUGACUUAACCAGAUGUUUGCCAGUUAACUUUCCGGCAGAAUCAACAUUUAUCUCGCUAUUAGUGAUGUGUAUUAAGGCAAACGGUCGAGGUGACUUUGUGAAACCGUCGUUAGCCAUCGUUACUUUAGAUUCACAACUGAUGUCUGUCCGAUGAACGUUACAAUGUUGGGUUUAAAAAGCCCUCGAUGGCUUUCUCCGGACGUACUUUUAGGAUACAUAUUAGGACAAGUGGUCAGAAGAAACAAAGUUAGUUUGUUUAGUCACAGUCCUCCAGUAUCAGCAGCGUGGAGGCGGAAAGUCACCGGUGGUAUCAGAGAUGUCAACACCUCCUGUACGCUGUGCGCCCCCGGAAACCCGAAGAAGAAAGACCUGUCUGAAAAGAAGCUGACCCGUUAUUUUGUAGACCACCGCCGUGUGAAGCUGUUUUCUGGGUCUGGCGGUAAAGGGGCCUCCAGCUUUCACAGUGAGCCGCGAAAAGAGUGGGGUGGACCAGAUGGAGGGAAUGGAGGUGAUGGAGGAAACAUCAUUAUCAAGGCUGACAAGUUUGUCAAAUCGUUGGCGCAAGUUCUUUCGUUUUACAAGGGAGAGGAUGGGCAUUCGGGUGGCAGCAAGAACUGUUACGGCAGGAAUGGCGGCCCAACCUAUAUUUCUGUACCGUUAGGCACCGUGGUGAAGGAAGAGGGACAGACAGUGGUGGACCUGUCUGAGCACGGCCAGGAGUAUAUGGCUGUGUUUGGAGGGAUUGGUGGGAAGGGGAAUCGAUUCUUUCUGUCCAAUGAGAACCGUGCGCCAAUGACGGCAACCCCGGGAAUGAUGGGCCAGGAGAGGCUCCUUCAUCUAGAGCUCCGCACCAUGGCCCAUGCUGGACUGGUGGGGUUUCCUAAUGCUGGGAAAUCCUCAUUGUUGAGAGCCAUCUCCAAUGCCAAGCCUGCUGUGGCUGCUUACCCAUUUACAACACUCAACCCACAUGUAGGAAUAGUCAAUUACAUGGAUCAUGAGCAAGUUGCAGUUGCUGACAUCCCAGGCAUCAUUCAAGGAGCCCAUCUCAAUCGAGGCCUUGGCAUCUCUUUUCUGCGUCACAUAGAGCGCUGCCGUUUCCUCCUCUAUGUUCUGGACCUCUCGUCUCCAGAGCCCUGGACCCAGCUCGCGCACUUGCGUUAUGAACUGGACCAGUAUGAGCCUGGUCUAUCCCAGCGGCCUCAGGCCAUCAUAGCCAACAAAAUAGACUUACCUGAGGCUCGGGAGAAAUUAGAGACUCUAAAGAGCCAUGUCACCCACCGGAUCAUCCCCUUGUCAGCUCUCACGGGACAGAACACAGAGGAGCUCAUCCUCCACCUCAGAGAGUUGUAUGACGGCUACCUCCAAGGAGAAGCUAGUGGGGAAGGCAAACCCUAUAGGUGGUAGUAAAAUCUGUUUCCUCUUGUUCUACAUAUUUUCAUGGUAUAUAUUUAUACUGGAAGAUAUAAAAUGUAUUUAAAUUGCUUAAUAAAUAUAUAAACAAAACUAAA
Messenger RNA from Cottoperca gobio, 1644 nucleotides. It is a transcript of the gene mtg2, whose product is annotated as mitochondrial ribosome-associated GTPase 2. Gene Ontology annotation, cellular component: mitochondrion. NCBI's taxonomy places the organism in Eukaryota, Metazoa, Chordata, Actinopteri, Perciformes, Bovichtidae. Gene Ontology annotation, molecular function: GTPase activity; GTP binding; magnesium ion binding. The record is from RefSeq and is a predicted model, not a curated record.